Molecule: messenger RNA, 1247 nt
Organism: Culex pipiens pallens (northern house mosquito)
Lineage: Eukaryota; Metazoa; Arthropoda; Insecta; Diptera; Culicidae
Exons: 1
Coding region: 122-553 (143 amino acids)
Source: RefSeq, a predicted model, not a curated record
UGGGACACGUGGCACUCGAUCUUGGCACUUCCAGGCGCCGGUGAGGUCCACUCGCUCAGAGAUUUGACGCGUCUCCUACGGACAACUCACCUGCCGAUCGUUGUCGGAUUGUUCGCCAGCGAUGCUGGUUGGACACGGCUGGGUCCAAUGGCUCACGUGCGUUGGCGGGCACGCUACGGACUCGUGCUUCGAGCUAAAGCUGCUGGCCACGUGUCGCGGGUCAAUCGCCGGUUCGAACGGAUGUGGACGAAAGUCGAUGGUGGUCCAGUGGCUCAAGGUUGAUGGCGGCAACCUCUACGGACGACACCACGUGGCCGCGUGGGCGGCUCAGCGGGCCAGCUAUGCUGGAGCCUCGUCGACGAUCGCGUCCUGUGGCUCGGAGGGGAUGGUGUGGCCUCCUACGGACUCUCGGCGGACCCUGGCGGAUAGGCACGGUUCGUUCGCUGUGCGGGCUUGCUUGGGCUGCUCCGGUGUGAAGCACGCGGUGGCGUGGUGCUUACCUCACAGUGCUGCACCGCGUUGUGAAACGUUCGCAGGUGCUGGUGGGAUGUAGAACCUACCAAAAGAACCUUCGCCUGAAGGUUCUACGGGCGAAACGGGGCAACUUAGAUCACUGGCCUAAUUUAAUGAAUUUAAUUACCUUUGGUUCUGGUUUGUAACAACACGCCCGCGGGGGGGGGGGAGCGGAAAAACGCUAGUCUAGCGACUUGGGCCUAAUUUCACAAAAUUGGUAAAGUGAUCUAAAUUAAUUAAAAGAACUAAAAUAACUCGGGAGUGAACUCACGUCCAAAUACACUUCGCUUUGCACACGCGGACUUAAAUUCAACGGCUUGGCUAAUUGGCAGACUUGUAAAUUUUCGCAACUACUACACUUCCCUAAAUGCUGGUGAUCUUCACUAGCGCACGAUCUCGGAGCAAAUGGCAGAGAGCCCUUGACGACACUAGGUCGAGACCUUGACCGCGAAAAAUGGCUCACUCGUGGCCGGCUCUGAUUGGCCAAGGCCGAGUCCUACUCGCAAGGUGCCCUGGUUGCUAAGCACUUAGCGGAAAAUUGAGAGAGUUUCGGCCAGGUCAAUAUAUCACACGAUCAUCGUCUACGGGAGAUGUAGAGUUGACCUAUUUUUUUAAAUUUUUAGUUCCGAAACUCACCACCUCACCCAGUUGGCGCUCGCUCAUUUAGGGGAAAUUGAUGAUCGCCCAUGAUCGUUCUUAAUAUGGUUACAUUACCCCCCAACAAAAAUAAGAAA